AUGAUGAGGAGAGGCUUCCAGAUGGCAGCAAGACUAGGCCACCACAGAGCCCUGCUCGGUGCCCACCGAAUCCUGCCCAGACACCACCCUGCUUCAGCUUUUGGAUCCUCCACGGAUGUCCUGGUCUCCAGAUUCUGUCCAAAGAAGACAGACUUCAAGGAUUUUGCCCUCCCCAAUGCUAGCUGGUGUCCAGACAUGCUAAGCACGUACCAGGAAUUUCUAGAGAAGACGAAGGCCAACGGCUGGAUCAAGCUGCCCUCCUUCAAGUCCAACAGAGAGCACAUCCAGGGGCUUAAGCUUCCGUUUGGGUUAGAAGUCACCUCCGACAAAAAAGACUGGCGCAUUUUCACCAGGUGCAUCCAAGUGGAAGGACAAGGAUAUGAGUAUGUCAUCUUUUUCCACCCGUCCCAGAAAAAGUCCGUCUGUCUUUUCCAACCAGGCCCCUACUUGGAAGGAGCCCCAGGGUAA
Chrysochloris asiatica (Cape golden mole) is the source of this 468-nucleotide messenger RNA. RefSeq names its product thioesterase superfamily member 5 (gene THEM5). Gene Ontology annotation, cellular component: mitochondrial matrix. Gene Ontology annotation, biological process: cardiolipin acyl-chain remodeling; long-chain fatty-acyl-CoA metabolic process. Bases 1 to 468 code for a protein of 155 amino acids. NCBI's taxonomy places the organism in Eukaryota, Metazoa, Chordata, Mammalia, Afrosoricida, Chrysochloridae. The transcript is spliced from 3 exons. The record is from RefSeq and is a predicted model, not a curated record.